This is a messenger RNA of Labrus mixtus (cuckoo wrasse), 3159 nucleotides long. It is a transcript of the gene frmd3, whose product is annotated as FERM domain containing 3. Gene Ontology annotation, cellular component: cytoskeleton. NCBI's taxonomy places the organism in Eukaryota, Metazoa, Chordata, Actinopteri, Labriformes, Labridae. The record is from RefSeq and is a predicted model, not a curated record. The transcript has 15 exons. The coding region runs from base 826 to 2700 and encodes 624 amino acids. Gene Ontology annotation, molecular function: cytoskeletal protein binding.
AAAAGAGACGAUACCACGUGACUAUUAUACGUGAUGACGCACGUUUGCGUGCGCCGUUAAAGAGACAGCGCUCUGCUCUGUGGGCGCGCUCGCUCUCAUUACGUUGAUACUAAUUUGCCUUUGACGUCAUUGUUGUUGAAAAAAUAAUCUCACUGAGAUGAGUUUUAAUAAUUUUCUGAUAACAGUAUGAAAUAAUUUUAUAAACCGCACAUUAUUACUAUUUUUUAUCCAAAUGUACGUGUGGAUAAAUGCACUGUAGCCUAUAUUAAAAAUGAAAAUGUCUCAUUAUUUUUCACAUUUUGGCUGCAUAAUUCAACGAAUGGGCCUAUUAUAAAAUAUUGAAAUAAUCUAGAGGUCUAAAAACAUUUAAAAAAAAACAGCACAAUCAAUGGACAGACAUUUUGGUAAUCUGACACCAUGCACAUUAGUGCGAAGGUUCAUGCUGUAAUUUGGACACAGAAAGAAUGGGUGAGAGAGAGAGAGAGAGAGAGGGCGAGAAAGAGAGAGGGGGAGAGAGAAAGAGAGAGAGAUAGAGAGGGGAGGGGAAAAAGCCAUCCUCUCCUGUGAAUCCAUCAGUGGCAGGCAAGAGACGGAUGAAAGCUCUCCUCCCUCCAGCCCUGUUGCAUCCAUCUAUCCAUCCUUCUCUCUAUCCAAUCGUUCAUCCUCAAGGGCGUCACACAGGGGGUUGACGAGACCCGACGGAGAGGUGCAUACAUGCAUGCAUGCAUGUUUGCGUAGAUCCUCAUUGUAUGUAGGCUGCGUUAUAGCGUCUGCACUGCGCGUGGAUCCGCUGUCAUGAGGAGCUGAAACAGAAACGACAGGAGGAUGAAAAUGCUCCGGUUUCGCAGCCCCAGCAUCCGCUCCUUGGACCAGGAGGUCCUGUGCACGAUCAGGUUACUUGACGACUCCGAGAUCUCCUGCAGCAUCCAGAGGGACACCAAAGGUCAGUUCCUGUUGGAUCAUGUGUGCAACCACUACAACCUGCUUGAGAAAGACUACUUCGGUAUUCGAUACGUGGACCCCGAGAAACAGAGGCACUGGCUGGAGCCCAAUAAGCCCGUGGUGAGACAGAUGAAGUCUCAGCAGCCGUACAUGAUGUGUUUCCGGGUCAAGUUUUAUCCUCACGAGCCAAUGAAAAUCAAGGAGGAGCUAACAAGGUAUCUCCUGUACCUCCAGCUGAAGAGAGACAUCUACCAUGGUCGUCUCCUCUGUCCUUUUGCUGAAGCUGCAUAUCUGGGAGCGUGCAUCAUACAGGGUGAGCUCGGAGACUACGACCCAGAGGAGCACCCAUCAGACUAUAUCAGAGACUUCAAGUUGUUCCCAAAACAGUCCCUCAAACUGGAGAGGAAGAUUAUAGAAAUACACAAGAACGAGCUGAGGGGUCAGUGUGCUUCUUUUGCAGAGUUGAACAUGCUCCAAAGAGCUCAUAGCCUGGAGACGUACGGAGUUGACCCUCACCCCUGCAAGGAUUUCACAGGCUCCACAGCGUUCCUCGGAUUCACAGCCACAGGUUUUGUGGUCUUCCAGGGGAACAAGAGGAUCCACCUCCUCAAAUGGAACGACGUGAGCAAGCUGAAGUUCGAGGGGAAAACCUUUUACGUCAUCGGGAUUCAGAAAGAGAAGAAACUGGUGUUGACAUUUCACACAUCGACCCCUGCAGCGUGUAAGCACUUAUGGAAGUGUGGGGUGGAGAACCAGGCCUUUUACAAGUGUGCAAAGUCGAGUCAGAUAAAGACAGUUUCCAGCAGCAACAUCUUCUUCAAAGGCAGCAGGUUCAGAUACAGUGGAAAAGUAGCAAAGGAGGUGAUAGAAGCCAGCUCUAAGAUCCAGAGAGAGCCACCAGAGGUGCGCAGAGCCAUGUUCGGUCAGAGUCGAAGCUUUAACUCUCUGAGCCAUAAAAACCUCAUCAUGAACAUGGAGCCGCUGGUACCUGCACUGCCCUCCACUAACGAGUACGAGGAGACGGCCACAGACAACGGUGUCGUAGCCAUGAAGGACUCCGUCCCUUUGUCUCCUCUCAAACCUUCAGCUGCAACCGCUGACACACAGCAACAAAACACUGACGGAGGAGGAAACUCUGCUUCGAGCAAUGACCUGCAGCCCUCCCGUGUUUCCAUGGAAACCUCAAAUCUCCGACCUCAGACGCCCAAAGCCAAUGAUGAAGCAGAGGAAGACAAGGAGGGCGGCGGCCCCCUCACCAUUUCGGAGCUCGUCUACAGCCCCUGUGCCAGCAUGUUGCCCACCCCUGUGGAAGACAGUCAGGGCGGGGUGGACCUCCUCUUCUCCUCCCCGGUGCAGAGCCCGGCCCGGCUCCUGAGGGAGCUUCACUCAGACCCGGAUAUCCAGGCCCAGCUGGAGGCCGAGAGGGAGCGGGACCGGGCCUACGAGCGCACGCGCCUGGCGUCGAGAAGCAGAGUGAGCGGCGUCCUGAGCAGCAGCCUGCGCCUGCUGUCGUCCAACGAGAGGGUCAACACGUGCGUGCUCAGCGUGGCCCGCUUCGUUGCCGUGGUGAUGGGCGUGCUGCUUGUCACUGUGCCCACGUUGCUGCUGCUGCUGGAGUCGGACAUUGACGUGUCGUUCCUUCACGAGAUCCGCCAGACGCCGGAGUUUGAGCAGUUUCACUACGAGUAUUACUGCCCGCUGCGGCGCUGGAUCCUGUGCAGGAUCAGCAUGGCCAUGGAGCACCUGUGGUCAGACUGAAGAGAGAGAGAGACAGAAGUCACUGCAGGGAAACAAAUAAGGUCAAAUGUUUGUCUUAACACGUAAUUAUAAUCUUAUAUUCAGUUUCAACAGCAGGAGAGAGAGUCUGCCAAUAGGACGAGAGCAUUUUCACAUCAGUUAAUUUUGACGGUUUAUAAGAUUUCAGUCAACCGGUCAAAGAGAAACUAUAUAUUUCAUUGAGUAACCCUGACAAAAGUAGAUUUGUUUCACCUCAUUGGCAGCAUCUUUUACUGUCUUUAAGAAACGAGAGAUGAAAGAGAAAUAACAUUUCACUUAUAGGAUCCAGUUAUUUGUUACGACAAACAUUUAUGGCGGUGAUGGACUUCACAGAAAAAGGCAAAAAAAAAAAUACUGCAAGUGUAAAAGGAAGAGCCAGAUUAUGGAAACAGUUUGUGUUAAUUAAAAGAUGAGGGAAGCAACGGACGGAGAGAAAGUCAC